AUGGACUUGUGGAACUGGGAUGAAGUAUCACCACAGGAAGUGCCUCUGGGGCACAGGACGUCAGGGCUGGAAGGAUCUGAACUCAACUUCUAUAUCCCUGAACUGGCACUCCAAGGGGACACGCCGACAGAGGACACAUGCUGGAAAGGUCCCAUUCAGCUGUGGCAGUUCCUCCUGGAGCUGCUCCAAGACGGAGCGCGUAGAAGCUGCAUCCGCUGGACCGGCAAUAGCCGAGAGUUCCAACUGUGCGACCCCAAAGAGGUGGCGCGGCUGUGGGGCGAGCGCAAGAGGAAGCCAGGCAUGAAUUACGAGAAGCUGAGCCGAGGUCUGCGCUACUACUACCGCCGCGACAUCGUGCGCAAGAGCGGGGGGCGCAAGUACACGUACCGCUUCGGGGGCCGCGUGCCUGGUCUAAUCUAUCCCGACCUUGUGGGAGGCGGGCUGGAAGCAACGACCCAAUAAAAAUACCCAAUCAAG
Molecule: messenger RNA, 477 nt
Organism: Dama dama (fallow deer)
Lineage: Eukaryota; Metazoa; Chordata; Mammalia; Artiodactyla; Cervidae
Gene: ETV2
Product: ETS variant transcription factor 2
Exons: 4
Coding region: 1-462 (153 amino acids)
Biological process (GO): regulation of transcription by RNA polymerase II; cell differentiation
Cellular component (GO): nucleus
Molecular function (GO): sequence-specific DNA binding; DNA-binding transcription factor activity, RNA polymerase II-specific
Source: RefSeq, a predicted model, not a curated record